AUGGCGGAUACAGAUGAACGAGUGGCGGACGAGAUGUCCCCCUUAGUGGGACCAGACAACGAUAACGACGUCGACUUAAUAACAGCGCAAGAAAUGCAGAAUGGCGUUGGAGCCGAGGCUCCUGAACAUUUAUCAGACACGAAGAGUAGCUGGUAUCUCUUCUUACUAACGUUGAGUAUUGGUGGACUCCAGAUUGUCUGGUCAGUUGAACUAUCGAAUGGGUCGCCUUUCCUUUUGUCUCUGGGAAUGAGCAAAGCCCUGCUCGCUUUCGUCUGGAUUGCUGGCCCUCUCACAGGAACGCUUGUGCAGCCAUAUAUUGGCAUCUGCAGCGACAACUGUCGCUCGUCAUGGGGCAAAAGGAAGCCCUUCAUGGUAGUUGGCGGCUUGGCCACUGUUGUGGCUCUGCUUGCUCUUGCGUGGGUGAGAGAGCUCAUAGGAGGUUUCCUCGGUAUAUUUGGCGUCGACCAGGCGUCUACGGGAACUAGGACGGCGAUCAUAGUCUUUGCAACUAUCUUGAUGUACUGUCUAGAUUUCGCUAUAAACACUGUUCAAGCAGGCAUUCGGUGUUUUAUCGUUGAUAACGCGCCGGCGCACCAACAGGAAUCAGCGAACGCGUGGGCUAGCCGGCUCACUGGCGUGGGCAAUAUUCUAGGAUACAUUUUUGGAUAUAUUGAUUUGCCCCGCUAUCUCCCAUUAUUGGGAAAUACGCAGUUCAAAGUGUUAUGCGCACUAGCAUCGCUGUCACUUGUUAUCACGCUAUUAAUCAGCUGUCUAUAUAUUCAGGAAAGAGAUCCGCGGCUCGAAUCGUCAGUUUCUACCGGAAAUCCAGGCGUUGUAGCCUUCUUCCGACAAGUUUUCAAGUCGAUCCAGUACCUACCGCCCCAGAUUGCCAAAGUCUGUGAAGUCCAACUGGCUGCAUGGGUUGGGUGGUUUCCUUUCCUCUUCUACGCUACAACGUACAUCGGGCAGCUUUAUGUUAACCCAAUCUUUGAUGAACACCCGAACCUUCCUGACAAUGAAAUAGACGAGGCCUGGGAGAAAGCUACUAGGAUCGGAACGUCUGUUGUCUCAUCUGAGGAAAUCAACCCUCCUUCAGAUGAGAGAAGGCCAUUUCUAGGAACAAGGAGAAUGUCAUGCUCAAGCCUACCAGUUGGUACUGCAUCAGAGCCGCCUCCGACUCUUCCGGAUAAGCAGAAUAUCGAAGCCACAGACGGAUCAACGUGGCUGUCAAAACUGCAGAUCCCAGGGUUUACACUCCGCCGAGCUUGGCUCUUGUCUCACGUACUCUUUGCGCUCUGCAUGUUUAGCACCUUUUUCAUCUAUAGUCAUCAAGCGGCGACAGUGGUUAUUGGAAUAGUCGGUAUCUCCUGGGCUUUGACGCUCUGGGCACCUUUCGCGCUCAUAUCCGCAGAGGUCGCACGGAUUGAUGCCGAACGUCGGGUUCGGCAACAUCGAUCAGAGAUUGCAGCACAGUAUUCCACUGACAACUCUACUCAGCCAAAUUCUGCCAUAAGCGUUGGUGAUCUAGAGGAUGGGCCCAGGAAGCCAACGGAUGAGGAAGAAAAUCUAGCCCAGGCGGGAAUCAUUCUCGGGCUCCAUAAUGUGGCGGUCUCCUCGCCGCAGAUCCUGUCCAGCUUGAUAUGCAGUGCUAUUUUUAAGAUGUUUCAGAAACCUAGAGGUGAACCUUGGGAUGAUAGUGUUGGGUGGGUGUUGAGGUUCGGAGGUUGCGCUGCAGUGCUUGCAGCAUGGCUGACUAGCCGGCUUGCCGAGGGACAUCGGUUGAAGUGA
Messenger RNA from Aspergillus bombycis, 1788 nucleotides. Its product is annotated as putative sucrose transporter. The record is from RefSeq and is a predicted model, not a curated record. The transcript has 5 exons. Gene Ontology annotation, molecular function: sucrose:proton symporter activity. The coding region runs from base 1 to 1788 and encodes 595 amino acids. Gene Ontology annotation, cellular component: membrane. NCBI's taxonomy places the organism in Eukaryota, Fungi, Ascomycota, Eurotiomycetes, Eurotiales, Aspergillaceae.